Molecule: messenger RNA, 606 nt
Organism: Candida albicans SC5314
Lineage: Eukaryota; Fungi; Ascomycota; Pichiomycetes; Serinales; Debaryomycetaceae
Exons: 1
Coding region: 1-606 (201 amino acids)
Source: RefSeq, a predicted model, not a curated record
AUGAACGAAUUGUUUGAUGCUAAUGCAACGAUCUUGCACUUGGUGCCCAAUACCCUUCCUGGCUUGAUUGAGAGUAAACCUAUUUACGAAAUAUUGCUCGAGUCUAUUGACGAUGAUUCGAUGAGAAAACAACUACUUGAUAUAGACCGGUCGUUGACUGAGCUAACCUUUGACAAGGACAAGGCGGUGGUUUUGACGAUGUUAUUAGGACCUAAAUUCACCAAUGCGUUGGAUAUUGUGAUGAAUCUGGAAAUUACUGGCGAUUUAUCGAAUCUAACUAUUACGCCCGUUGCCAAGAGAGAUGUACCGCAUUUAUUGUCUAAAGUGGGACUUUCUAAAGACAGUUUACAGUUGCUAAAUCGCGAACGAGGGUUGGCUACCCAUACAGAUAUGACAAACUGGUACUGUGAUUGUGCUGAGUAUCAAGAAUGCUACUCUAACGAUAUGGAUAUCACAACUAUAGCUGGUGAUUCGCUAGUGCAUCAACUCUUGAGCGAGCUGAAAUCUCGUGUGUUAUCUCCGGUUCCCGUGUGUAGUCACAUACUAGCUGUAUUAAUAAUAAAAUACAACUCACACAUGUUCGAGAUUGAUCUAUGUCGUGUGUGA